Medioppia subpectinata is the source of this 756-nucleotide messenger RNA. NCBI's taxonomy places the organism in Eukaryota, Metazoa, Arthropoda, Arachnida, Sarcoptiformes, Oppiidae. The record is from the annotation of a GenBank genome assembly.
AUGUUCAGUGAUGGUAAAAGUGAUCACGUGUAUAGGGAGUGCGGACAGGCGUACCAGUGCUAUGGUAUGCCAUCUAAAUGUACACAACGCGCAAACUGUACCGUAUUAUUGCGAGUACGGCCGCCAUCGGGCACCGGGUGGUCGGCAUCGGUGGCCAGUUUUGAACUCAAUUGGUACCGGAAUGCAGACACGAGUACCGGUCAGUACGUGGCCGUCGGUCUGUCCACCGAUGACAUGAUGGGCGACGACUCGGUCACCGAAUGCAUACUCGGCUCCGACGGCAUCGCUAUUGAACGCCAGGGCCUGACAUUUGGACAUAAAAGCGAAAAAAAGUUUGGCGUCCGUACCGUACAUAUGGACGGCAUAUCCGACGUGAAAACCCGCCACUCAAACGGUGUGCUCACCUGUAGCUGGACUCGAGCCCUACAGACCCGAGUUAAUAAUAUGACGUUUGAUUUGGUUAACAACCAGUAUUAUGUUAUGCUGGCUACCGGGCCCAUGGAUAAUGAUGGUGAGCUUAAGCAUCACAAACACGACUGGGUGUCUAACCGGGCGUACAAUUUGAGUUCAACGGAUAGGUCUCGACGUUCAUCGCGUAUGACGUCCGGCGGCCAAACGUCGGGUGCGACUAAUAUCGGCGGUUCAAUCGGUCGGACGUAUAACACAAUUGUUAUGGCAUUAACUUCUGUGGGAGACUUAUAUAAGCAACUAGUUAAGUUACCUUAUGUUAACACUAUCUCUAAACUGUUUAGAUAA